CGCUGAUCCAGUCAGCUGUCAGCUGUGAGUUAGUAUGGCGGAGGAGGAAGGCGAUGUGGCUGAGGAGGAUGUGUUCCUGGCGUUUGCCAGGCGUCCUUGUCCUCCCAGAGGUCCCCUGCGUCGGGCCUUGGACAAGGCCUUCUUUAUCUUCCUGGUCCUCUUCCUGAUGCUACUGACACUGGAGGCUGUUUAUAAGCUGCUGUGGCUGCUACCGUGGGCAAAGUUUGGGGACUGGCUCCUGAGAACACCUCAGAAGGAGGAGGAGCUGGAAUUGUGACCACCUUUCCUAUAAACAUUGUCUUCCCCUGCGACAGAGGAUGGAAUUUCUGGCUGAUUGCAGAUAUUCACAUCUUGGGGAACCUGGGUGGCUCAGUCGGUGAAGCGCCCGACUUCAGCUCCGGUCGUGAUCUCCGGUUCUUGGGUUCGAGCCCCA
Leopardus geoffroyi (Geoffroy's cat) is the source of this 433-nucleotide messenger RNA. It is a transcript of the gene SMIM40, whose product is annotated as small integral membrane protein 40. The transcript is spliced from 2 exons. The record is from RefSeq and is a predicted model, not a curated record. The coding region runs from base 35 to 277 and encodes 80 amino acids. NCBI's taxonomy places the organism in Eukaryota, Metazoa, Chordata, Mammalia, Carnivora, Felidae.